This is a messenger RNA of Carassius auratus (goldfish), 1995 nucleotides long. It is a transcript of the gene chst8, whose product is annotated as carbohydrate (N-acetylgalactosamine 4-0) sulfotransferase 8. The transcript has 3 exons. Gene Ontology annotation, cellular component: membrane. Gene Ontology annotation, molecular function: sulfotransferase activity. The record is from RefSeq and is a predicted model, not a curated record. Bases 593 to 1705 code for a protein of 370 amino acids. Gene Ontology annotation, biological process: proteoglycan biosynthetic process; carbohydrate biosynthetic process. NCBI's taxonomy places the organism in Eukaryota, Metazoa, Chordata, Actinopteri, Cypriniformes, Cyprinidae.
AAUUCUAUGAACAGUUCACUGUCAAAAAAUAUUUUUUUAGUAUUUUGUUGAAAUAGUGCAUCACUCCAUUGUUGGCUUAGCAUCAUAAUAAGGUCGAACUCUAUUGCAGAUUCUCAUGGUUUGUUGCCUUUAUAUAUAGUGUUGGAAAUGAGUCACAUACAGUGAUAAAGGAUAGGAGGGACAGAAUGAGAGGGUGUGAUUACUCUAAAGGUUACACAGUGAUCAGAGCCAGACAGACAGCACUCGGCCCGUCACUAUUGAUCAAACACACUGUCAUUACUUGCUGGAGGUCAGCCUUGUGCUAUUUUUACCAGGCUGUGAUUUCGUUCUGUGUUUUUGUUCUCGUCACUUGCUGGAGUUGGUGUUUCAGCCCUCUGGGAGACGCCAGCGGACCACAGACAGCACAGACAGAGCUUCACCUGAUGGCACUGAGGGUUAUUUUGGUCCGGAUGCAUCACUGCUCUGCGUAUCCCAUGAUGCCGCUGGUCACCCGCUGUCAUUAGCACUCUGAGAUCCAGAGGGAACGGUCUCUGCUGUUCUAGAACAUCACGUACACACCUGACACACAGUGCAGAUUCAGCACUACCGGUCCAUGAGUUAUAGGAGCCUAACUUUUCAAUAUAUGUUAUGUGUGAGGUUCAGAGGAAGCACUCUGUCCAGGCAGGAGCAGUGCGCUCAGUUCAGUGACCGAGUCAACCAGCGAUCAGAGGAGGGCGACAUCGACCCCAUCUCACCAAUGCAGCUUCCAGAUUCCCAAUGGGAACGAGACUCGGCCACACCGGGGUCCCGGGAGCACGACCCGAGCCCUCAACAGGUCACCAAACGCCACCGGAAACUAUUAAAGACCAGCCCUGUGCUGAGACCCAACUCAUCAUCUCCAUCACGCGUCCAGGAGUCCCGUCGGCGGAUCAUACGGGACGUCUGCGGGAAAUACCGGAGUAAUAUUUCACGGACGAUAACGCCACAUCACGUCUCGCGGAUUUACGUGGAGGACCGACAUAAGCUUCUGUACUGCGAGGUGCCUAAAGCCGGAUGCUCCAACUGGAAGAGAAUCCUGAUGGUUUUAGCCGGCGUCGCCAACUCGACGCGAGAAAUCAAUCACGUGGCCGUUCAUUACGACAAUCACCUGAAACGCCUGGACAGCUUCGACCAUCAAGGCAUCACAAGUCGUUUAGAGACGUACACCAAAGUCCUCUUCGUCCGAGAGCCGAUGGAGCGACUGGUGUCUGCGUUCAGGGACAAAUUCGAGAGUCCUAAUUCCUACUACCAUCCCGUCUUCGGAAAGCCCAUCAUCUCCAAAUACAGGGUGAAUGCAUCGCAGACGGCUUUGAAGACGGGGAGCGGCGUGACCUUCCGAGAGUUCAUGCAUUAUCUUUUAGACGUGCAUCGUCCUGUGGGAAUGGACAUCCAUUGGGAAGCGGCCAACCAGCUUUGUAGCCCCUGCCAUCUUCACUACGACUUCAUCGGGAAAGUCGAGACCUUAGAAGAAGACGCCAACUUUCUUUUACGAAAGAUCGGUGCGCCGGAGAACCUGUCGUACCCCUCGUUCAAAGACGGGAACCCCAAAGCCGCCAGAACUUCCACUCAGAUCACACAGCAUUAUUUCUCGCAGCUGAACGCGUCUGAGCGCCAGCGGGCGUAUGACUUCUACUACAUGGACUACUUGAUGUUUAACUACUCCAAACCUUAUAAAGACCUGUACUGACGCUCGUGCUUUAACCCCUUGUUACCUGUCCGUCGUCUGAUCAGUGCUUCACAGACUAAUUACACUAAUCCAUAAUUACACAAUCUCAGCCAUCAAUAACCCGCAGCACAUCACUCAUUUACAUAAAUGCCUUUAAAAUGUGUCCUAACCAGAACAGAAUAAAUAUUCAUGUUAAUUUCAAAACUCACAGACAACUAUCAAAUGUUUAUUAUACAGAUACACUACCAUUAAGAGUUUGGGCUCAAAAAGAUUUUUUUUUAAUAUACGUUUAUUCAUAAAAAUUGAUUUUG